Vidua chalybeata is the source of this 923-nucleotide messenger RNA. Its product is annotated as multifunctional esterase-like. The transcript is spliced from 3 exons. The coding region runs from base 24 to 593 and encodes 189 amino acids. NCBI's taxonomy places the organism in Eukaryota, Metazoa, Chordata, Aves, Passeriformes, Viduidae. The record is from RefSeq and is a predicted model, not a curated record.
CCCCCCGGCGAGCCGCCCCGUCCAUGGCGGAGGAGCGGGGGGCCGAGCUGGGGGCCGCCCCGGAGCGCCGCAGGGAGCCCGUCUGCAGGCAGCGCCGCUCCGAGCGCUCCGCGGCGCGGAGGGGGCGGUGGCAGCCAAGCUGGGGGGCCGCAACCGCUCCGCGCAGGGGGGGAGCCGCGGCGGAGGGAGGGGGCGCCCGGGGAAGCGGCGUGUGCCGCCGGGGAGGCGGAGGGGGGAGGCUGCACGCGCAGGCACCGAGGGCGAAGUUGGCGGCGGGGGGGGAACAGGCUUGGCGUGCACGGAGAGAGCCCGGCUCCACGGGGGAGGGGGACGGCAGCAGCAGCGCGGAGGGUCCGGAGUCCGGCGCGGAUGCGGUGGCGGCACCCAGGGACCCCCGCCGCGGGCAGGGCACCGCACGCUGCGCGACGCGGAGCGGAGAAGCGGCGCGAUCCCGGCGAUCCCAGGAGAAGCUGCACGGAUCCACUCGCAAAGAAAAUCUACCUUCAGGAGUGAAGACAACUCUCAAGACCGUCAUCUUUUUCACCGAGACAGAUGGUGCUUUUCAAGGGCAGAUGCAGGACACACAAAUUUAAAGCAUGACAGCAAAGAAGUCCCUUCUGCUCGUUUCAUUUUGUAGAAGAAGAAAAUAAUAAAACUUCUCAUUGAUCCCUGGACUGCACUCGAGUGAGAGCUGUUAGCUGUCACUAAUACAAGCAACUCGGGAGUGUGAAGAGGGUCAAGUGGAGGAUCAGCUCAUUACUGUGAUUUAAGAAUGGAGAGGACAAAUGCUAUUCUCAUCCUAAAUAUUUUCUUUCUUGUUCUGUACUGCAAAAGGAAAGACAUUCAAUGUGUGCUUCAAAGUCACAUUGCAAUCCCAAUCUAAUUGUUCAUGUUGGGUUUAAUAUAAACAAAAUCUAAUUGCA